Eimeria necatrix is the source of this 753-nucleotide messenger RNA. Its product is annotated as Bax inhibitor 1, related. Bases 1 to 753 code for a protein of 250 amino acids. The transcript is spliced from 4 exons. The record is from RefSeq and is a predicted model, not a curated record. NCBI's taxonomy places the organism in Eukaryota, Apicomplexa, Conoidasida, Eucoccidiorida, Eimeriidae. Gene Ontology annotation, cellular component: membrane.
AUGGAGGCGUUUGGGGUGUUGGGGGCUGCGGCAGUGCCCGCGCGCUCGCUGCUGGACUUCUCUCCACUUUCGAAUUUGCAAAAAAAACAUUUGGCGAAGAUUUACGCGGCCUUGACUUCCAACGUGUUGGCCACGGCCCUCGGGGUGUACGUACACCUCAACUUCUUCGCCCUCCCCAACUUCCUCGCGCUUCUCCUUUCCCUCGCCUGCGUCCUCGCCCUCAGCUUCUCCUCCCAGAAGGCCCACGCGGAGUCCAAGAUGCUGACUGGGGAGCGGGCGCUGUACUUCGGGGGUUUUGGCUUUCUUAAUGGCAUGCUAGCUGGCAGCUAUUUAGCAGCAGUUCAUUUUUAUGUGGGGCCCCAAGUGGUGCCUGCGGCCUUUCUGGCUUCCGUGGCCAUCUUCUGCUGCUUGUCUGCUGCUGCGCUUGUCGCCAAGCAGCGGUCCUACUUGUACCUAGGCUCCAUUUUGGGGUCUGCCAUCACUUACUUGUCUUUGGCCUCUCUGGCGAAUAUUUUCUUGCGGCUGCAGCUGCUGAACGACGUGCUGCUGUGGGGGGGACUUUUCAUGUACCUGGGGUUCGUGGUUUACGACACGCAGCUGGCUGUGGCCCAGUUCGACGCGGGCAACCGGGACUAUUUGCUGCAGGCUGUUCAGUUUUACAUUAAUUUCAUUUCCAUCUUUUUGAGACUUGUUGCAAUUUUGUCGGAAAGACAAGAAGAAACAAACCGAAGAAAAAGAGAAGAAAGACGCUGA